UGCUUUCAGCGGUGCCUGCGCACAUUGGCUUAGAGCCAGUUCCAUCUCGGUGCGCUCCAGGGCAAGGUGAAUCGUAGUAGGGCGGCGGUCGUCUCUCAGCGCAGCGCUGCACAUAAACAAAAUUCAAAGAAUGUCCCAAAACGCACCCGAACGACCCGAGCAUGCCGGUGGGGUCUCCAACACCAGUGGAGAGCGGCCUGCUGAAGAGCGCCGCAGCAGUCUCAAGCAUAGUGUCGGUACCGAAGGUCGCAAAUCUGAGGGCGGGGCUAUUGACCACGGGGCAUCCCAGCAGAUACCCUCAGCCCCUGAGAAGGAGGAAGUGGUGGCCCCUGGGAAGAAUCAGGGAGAGAACGCGUCGCUCGUCAGCAGAGUUACGGUCGGUGCCGAGCCAGACGUGGCCUUCGCCGGCACUGUGGUGGACACUCCGGUGCGGAAUAUUCUGGCUGCGCCCAGCGGUGCUGCAGAGGUUCUGCAAGCCGCGCUUCAUGCUGGCCAACAUGUGCGCCAUCACCUUCACGCACAGCUUCCUCACCAACGGCUGCAUCAACGUGGUGCUGCCCACGCUCGAGCGGCGCUUUCAGCUCCGCAGCUUCGAGAGCGCCAUGAUCAUCAGCACGUACAACGUGGCCAACUGCAUCGCCAUCGCGCCCAUCGCUUUCAUGGGCACCAGUCGCAACAAGCCGGUGUUCAUCGGUGUCGGCGUCCUGACCGUGGGCGUGGGCGCCCUCCUCUUCAGCUCGGUCCACUUCAUCGCGCCCUCCUACCAGUGGGGUUCCGAGUUGCAGGACCUCUGUCCGGCGGGUCAACUUCCGGACGACCUCUGCCUCAGCGGUGACGUACGCAACUACCGGUUCCUGCUGAUGCUGGCACACGCCCUGCACGGCAUCGGCUCGACCCCAUUCUACACGCUGGGCGUCUCGUACCUGGACGAGAACGUGCCCACCAGGAUGGUCUCCACGUACCUGGGUAAAAGCUCGGUGCUUUUAAACGGCACCUAA
Molecule: messenger RNA, 998 nt
Organism: Rhipicephalus sanguineus (brown dog tick)
Lineage: Eukaryota; Metazoa; Arthropoda; Arachnida; Ixodida; Ixodidae
Product: solute carrier organic anion transporter family member 4A1
Exons: 2
Coding region: 162-998 (278 amino acids)
Biological process (GO): sodium-independent organic anion transport; transmembrane transport
Cellular component (GO): membrane
Source: RefSeq, a predicted model, not a curated record